AAGUAUCAUGGGUGUAGCAACAUGGCUGCUCCGCAUUCCUUAGACAAUGUGGUUGACGAAAUUCCGCUUUUCCUCGCCUCGGCUUCCUCUGAAUGCUGAGUGGAACAUAACUGUAAACAGAACACUGAAUGUAAAUGUUGUUCCUUAGCAGGGAGUAUUUAGUAAUAUUUUAAGGUCACUAGUGGAUGAAGGUGCCCUGUAUCUUUGCUUGCGUUAUCUAGGUGGGCCCAGUGAGGCGCCAGGGAAAAGCGCGGGGUGCGUAGCGAAAGCUCCGAUCUCCCUAGUGGGAAAGUGGCUAGAGCCAUAUAGGGUAACUGGAACAGGCGCUGGUUGGAGACGAAGAGCGGUGGUGGGGGAUGUCUGCUUUCUCAGAGGCGGCUUUGGAGAAGAAGCUAUCGGAGCUGAGUAACUCCCAGCAAAGCGUGCAGACCCUGUCCCUGUGGCUCAUCCACCAUAGAAAACACUCACGGGUCAUCGUCACCGUGUGGGACAGGGAGCUGCGGAAAGCAAAGCCAAAUAGAAAGCUCACUUUCCUGUACCUGGCAAACGACGUAAUUCAGAACAGCAAAAGGAAAGGACCUGAAUUCACGAAAGACUUUGCACCUGUUAUUGCUGAUGCAUUCAAACAUGUUUCCAGUGAGACAGAUGAAAGUUGCAAGAAGCACUUGGGAAGAGUCCUAUCUAUUUGGGAAGAAAGGGCUGUGUAUGAAAACGAUGUGCUGGAACAGCUUAAGAUAGCUUUAUAUGGUGAGAAGAAACCAAAGAAGCGCCCCUAUCAAGAAGUUAAGGUUGCAGAGGAGGAGGAGGAGGAUGAAGAGGAUGAUGAUGAUUGUUCUGAAAAAAACUCACCUGAGGAACCUCCACAGACAUCGGAUCUCAUCCGUGCAUUGCAAGAACUUGAAAACGCUGCUUCUGGGGAUGCAGCAGUGCAUCAGAGAAUAAGCUCAUUACCAGUAGAGGUCCAAGAUGUGUCUCUUCUUGACAAGAUUACCGAUAAGAACUCUGGUGAUCGGCUUUCAAAGAUGGUAGAUGAUGCCUGUAUGUUGUUAGCAGACUAUAACGGCAGGUUGGCUGCAGAGAUAGAUGAUCGGAAACAACUAACCCGAAUGCUGUCAGACUUUUUGCGAAGUCAAAAAGAGGUCCUUGAUGAGAAAGAACAGCAGCUGGAUGAAUACAAACGUAAGUUGGCAAGAGUAUCCCAAGUAAGGAAAGAACUUCGACUACGUCUGCAGAGCCUACCUGAUCUGUCUCGCCUUCCCAAUGUCACAGGAAGUCAUGUCCGUUUGCCCUACAGUGGAGAUAUUUAUAGUGAUGAUUGACCAAAUGGACCUAGGUCCUAUUUUCUGAUGGCUGCUUUGGUCUUGGAUUAAAUAAGUCGAUUAUUAUUAUUUUUGUAUAUUGUUGACAGUGUAGCAGGAAAUUAAAUAAAUAAUUUCUAACGUGUUUUAGGGUUACUGCUUGUCUUGAAACCUACAUGAAAGGCACCUGACACUGAAUUGUAUGUAAUAACAUGUGUUUCAGUGUUUUUAAAAUAAACCAUCAGGUAGAUUCUGAAGAAGGGAAAGCAAGUGAAAGGCACACAAGAAAACAAAGUAAAUAAUUACUACAAUGGCACUACAAUUCCCUUUACUUUGUAGUUCACCUCCUUACUCUUGCUUUUUGCCCAUUCCUUCAGUCACUAACAAAGAUGAUAAAAUGCAUUUAUCCGUAACAACCAAUCAGAUCUCUGCUUUCAUUACCUAAUGUGCAGUAAUGCACAUAUUAGUUUACCUAUUAUUAAAUGAGCCCUAGUCUCUUAAAUAAGCACUAAAUGAGGUAAAUUUUAAAAAAAACAAAUCUGUGUCUGAUAAAUGAUCUAUAACAUUUUCUAAAUGCUUUUAUUAAAGGCAGGGAAGCGAUGGCAUAUCAGCUCCAAUACUGAAGAAACCCAGUACCACUCAACAAUUCCUUAAUGAAACAAUUUAUCAGCAUAGAUGUAAAAACUGUAAAUAGUAUUUGAAUAAACAACAAUUUGAGAGGUUAGAUUACCAUUGCACAGAUAAUUCUUCUGCAUACUGGACUCCUGCUAACAAAACAAGGGGUGAUAUACUGUGCUGUAACCACAGGUUCCCUGUUUAGCUCAAGAAUAGCAAAAAAGAAAAAACAUGCAUUUUUAUGGUUAAGACAACAAACAAAAAAGUUCAGCCAAAGUCCUAUUCAUUGAAUAUGCUGAAUAAGUGAUAGUCUGCCCCUUUAAUUGGAAAAUCUUUCUUUGAAUUCUUAGUUAUCAUCAAAUUACAAGUGUUAUUUGGGGAAUGUACUUACUGGCUACCUAUGUUGACUGAAUACAGCACCUGGUUUGUGGUGGUUUGUUAAACACAUUGUAAGCAUCUUGGAAACUGUUUCUUUAAUCCACACUACUACUUGUUUUAGGUUAAAUUCUGUCAAAAUGUUAGUCAAACACUAUUUGUAUAUGAACAGAUCUACUUUGUUAACAAAUAGUUUGAGUCUAUAGAUUCAACAUUUAGAUGCAUAUGGAACUGUGUAAGGACACUUACAUUGUAGUUUAGCUCCUGAAAUUUCCAUUUUCAUACAGUUCCCUAAAAGCUAAAGCUCACCCACUAAAAUAAAACACAUUGCAACCCAUAUAGUGUAUAUAUAAAGAUGUGUACUUUGUUAAAAACUGUUGAGUCAUAGACUACUAAUGGCAGUAAUGGAUUAUAUAAUCUUGCAGUUCUGUGUUUGUAGAUGAAUAGGUUGUAGUGUAAUUUGGGGCCAAGUUAUUAUGAAAUUUGCAACUGCAAUUUAACCAAGCGUGAAUGAGUUUUAUGUUUUGCUUCAUAAUAUCUGUGUUUGAAUUGAUGAUGUUUGUACUCUGCAACUGAUGCAACUAGUUCAAUAGUUUUGCUUUACUGCAGACAGCAUAACAAUGAAAUGGAUUUAGUAUCAAAUGGUUGGGGCAAAACAGGGCAGUUGUGGUUUAUCAUGUUCUGUGCUAGACGCAGUAAAGAUUUGAUUCCAGGCUACAUUGUUAUUGUAUUUAAUGCUAGCAUAAUAGUCAUUGGGCUCUUAAUUGAAGCAGACACCAAUGCUUAAAGCAAAUAAAAAAAAAAUGGUUAUGAACAAUUUUCCUACAUUCAGCACUGGUGUCUGCUCCUGUGGACACAAACCCACAGUGUACAAUGAAAUCAAUUAAACCUGCAUUGCUGUAUAGUGGAAUACACUACAAGACUCUGCAUGACAAAGGUUGAAAAGCAUGUGGGUACAGAGCCAUAGAUUCUUGCCCAAUACAGCAUUCUUUCAAGUAAACCAGACCCAGUCUGAAUGAGGACCAUAAAAGGAACGCUACUAAUAUAGUCAUAAGAAAGUCAAAGUCCAUAUGAUUAGAAAUUGAACUCCAGUUUCAUUUGACAUACUUUCAAAGCAAUAACAUGAUAAUAUUUCAACCACCAAAAAUCCAAUUAAGUGCUCAAAUAGGUUUUUAAGCCUUUUGUAUUUAAUAUUUAUUGAGUUUAUUUUCUCGGGCAUAAAAAAACCUUUUAAUUUUAAAAGAGCUGACCAGGUUUUACAGCAGUCAUUCACCUGUAAGUUAAGUUCGUUUUUUAUAGAAUGGACUAUUCUUAGCAACUUUUUAAGUGGUCUUCAUCUGUAUCUUUUAUAGGUCUUGAAUUGUCAGAUGGGCCCCAGCAGCUAAAAAAGCUCUGCUCUGUGAAGCUACACUUUUAUUAUUAUUGUUACUUUUUAUUACUUAUCUUUCUAUUCUGGCCCUUUCCUAUUCAUCUUCCAGCCUCUCACCAGAUAGUUGCUGAAAUUCCAAACUGGAGAGUUGCUGGACAAAAAGGUAAAUAAGGUAAAAACCCUAAAAAAAUGAAACACAGUUACAGUCAGCCUUAGAAUAUUAAUACAUCAUACUUAAAGUUCAUUUUAAUGUGAACCACCCCUUUAACAGUAAAUACAUUCUCAAAAGAGGGGAGAAAUAGGAAAAAUCUUAAUUUAAACAAAUGAAAGACGUUGUUGAGAAGAGGUUAAAAAAAUGAUAUAUAGUAAAACUUUGACCCUUAAGAGAAAAGCUAUUUUUGGUUGAGAAUGAGAAAAUUAAACCCCUAAUAAAUGAGUCUCUAAUGUAUUCAUGUUUAGGUUGUAUGUGCCAGUAAUGUGUUCAUACUGCUAUAUAAACAUCACAUUGGUCAACCAAACCAUUCAUGAGAACUGCCAUUUUGAUGUAGCCAAUACCUUUGCACACAGCUGUUGUCACAAUCCAAGUUAAACUACCUUGUGGAUCAAAAAUUCAAGAUUCAUUUCAGAUCAUCUGACAUGAGCCACAUUCAGUAUUGUUUAGAUAUUUGUAGUACUGUUUCAUGUUCCUGUAAAUGAAUACAAUGAAGACUUACAUUGAUGAUGAUGAUGUUGAAACUGUGUUGUUACAUUGAUUGCACAUUGUCAGUUGAAUAGGAGUUUUUUCUCAUAAACCUUUUAAUGGUUGGUCCACAACUGUAAGACCAACACAGUUAUCUUUGACUUCUGAGUAUUGAUACCAGUUUUUUUUGGUUAUUUUGUAUGAAGGAGUUUUAUUUUAUAGAACUGGUGAAAGAACUACAUCGUAACACCUAAUUUUAAGUAGCGUGAAUGUUGGAACCUAUUCAAUAAACUACCAACCAAUUA
This is a messenger RNA of Xenopus tropicalis (tropical clawed frog), 4641 nucleotides long. RefSeq names its product regulation of nuclear pre-mRNA domain containing 1a (gene rprd1a). Gene Ontology annotation, cellular component: nucleoplasm; nucleus; transcription preinitiation complex. Gene Ontology annotation, biological process: RNA polymerase II promoter clearance. The transcript has 7 exons. Bases 357 to 1319 code for a protein of 320 amino acids. The record is from RefSeq and is a predicted model, not a curated record. Gene Ontology annotation, molecular function: RNA polymerase II C-terminal domain binding; identical protein binding. Lineage: Eukaryota; Metazoa; Chordata; Amphibia; Anura; Pipidae.